This is a messenger RNA of Aspergillus ibericus CBS 121593, 961 nucleotides long. RefSeq lists its product as uncharacterized. The record is from RefSeq and is a predicted model, not a curated record. The transcript has a single exon. Lineage: Eukaryota; Fungi; Ascomycota; Eurotiomycetes; Eurotiales; Aspergillaceae. Bases 181 to 708 code for a protein of 175 amino acids.
UAUGUACAAAUUCCACAAGAAGAUAUAAAGACGGGACAAGUGUCCGGGGGAAGCGAGAUUUGACGAUGGAGAUUGACUGAAGUUGGCAGAGGUUGCGAGUGUUAGGCUUCCAGGAACGUGACAGGCACGGGGUGCAAACAGGGCAAACGGCCGUCAUGAUGUCAUGUGCUAGUGCACGUGAUGAUAAGGAGCUGGUUAUCCGACGAUGCCUACGCCGCCUACGAAGAUGCGGGACAUUUCCCGUUAACACCGACCAUACUAAGAGGCAACCCCCUUUUCCCCCGGACUAUCUCGGAGAUUACAUGUUCCAAUAUCGUCACGGGUUGCACUGGAGUCGGUGUUAUGUGUCUACCUGGAACUUUAACCUUAAUCUGGCACAUUCGUCAAGGUAUGACGAACUCGUUCGAUCGGAACGAUCUCGACUCUGUCACCGAUGUAGGCAUCAACACGUGUAUGGUACGAUUUGAACACUGGAAAGUCUGGGCGGGUCUAUAUUCUUGUCGGUUAGAAAGAGGCACCAAUCUUGUAGCCUGUAGAUCACCGUUUCUCAAGGCAUCCAUGAGUCUUGAGGAUGGUUUGAUGCGCGGUGACAUCAAAAACGAGCUCCCAGUGAAACAGUCCAGCUGGGGAUCAUCGAAGGAAGACCACAGCUCGGAUGCCCCAAGGGGUACUUUGCUGGAUAAGGCAUCAGGCUGGAACAUGUCAUAAAGAGCUAGAACGGGCCAUGGCUAGUUUCCCUGCACGUGCUGCACCAUCGCUGUGCCAUUGUGGGUGACCGGAGGGUAGGAGGUGCAGUGUCGAGCUGAACUUCGGAUAAGGCCUCCUCAGUGACAGCAGGAUUCAGCUCAGAAUAGACCGACGAGACCAAGCUAGUGCCAGUCACUAGUGAUGGACGAUGAUGUUAGUGGGUUGCGAUGAAGAAAGGAAGUCAGCAUCGGCCGGCGGCCGCACCUGACCUGGA